Messenger RNA from Exophiala spinifera, 1503 nucleotides. RefSeq lists its product as uncharacterized. Lineage: Eukaryota; Fungi; Ascomycota; Eurotiomycetes; Chaetothyriales; Herpotrichiellaceae. The transcript has a single exon. The record is from RefSeq and is a predicted model, not a curated record. Gene Ontology annotation, molecular function: flavin adenine dinucleotide binding; sarcosine oxidase activity; saccharopine oxidase activity. Bases 1 to 1503 code for a protein of 500 amino acids.
AUGAAUACUCACGGACCCGCUUCGCCAGAGACUUCAAUCUACAUAGUAGGCGGCUCGGUGUUUGGUCUGUCUGCGGCUUUGCACCUCUCACAUGCUGGAUACAAGAACAUUACCGUGUUCGACCGAGCGGCGAGUUUGCCGUCACCAUAUGCGGCAAGCAACGACCUGAACAAGAUCAUCCGAGCCGAGUACGGCGUUGGCCACGCAGAGGACGACUUCUACACCGAGCUUGCACUGCGAGCCGUAGAGGCCUGGAAAGCGCCAGACGACGUCGGCGGGUGGCGCAGCUGUUACAAUGAAGUCGGGUACUUCAGAGUGGCGAGUUCCGCGAGGAAACUAGGAGCCGUGCAGAGGGACAUGGACUAUUUCACGAAGCAGCGAACGCCUACCAACAGUGAUAACCUCUGGUUCCCCGACAAUUCAUUUCAAGCUAUUCAGUCUCCCAGAGACAUCCACGCCGCUGCACCGCAACUGAAGAAUGUCGACUUUGGUAAGCAAUGGCGAGGGUACUUGAACAAACACGGCGGCUACGCACUUGCAUCGCAAGCGAUCCAGCUCGCACACAGACGCUGCGUGUAUCUGGGUGUGAAGUUCGUGCUGGGCGAAGACGGUCACAUCACGUCGCUUGUCACAGAUUCCAUGCGGUCACAAUCGGUUACCGGUGUACGAGCAGCUAGUGGUGCAGUACAUUCCCAUCCGCCUGGCCAGCCGAGUCUUACUAUCUUGUGCAUGGGAGCACAUUUGCCUCGCGUUCUCUCAGCAGCGGCGUCCCAAGUAACGGCGAAAGCGUGGUCGGUGGCUCAUCUUGAGUUGACAGAGUCAGAAGCCAAAGCCCUCGCGGGCGUCCCAGUCAUGAACUUUUCCGAACUGGGGUUUUGGAUGGAACCCCUGUUCGUCAAGGAGCGCGAAGAUGGCACAGAGUCGGUCGAACAUGUUCAAAACGAUACACCAGGUUUACAGAAUCGGUCACGGAAAGAAAAAUCAGAUGGCAAAUAUCUCCUCAAAUUCGCUUGUCAUGGUGGAGGGUGGACGAAUUUCCAAAAUGUCGAAGCGACUCCGAAUGGCACACGGAGAGUGCCUUGUUCGGUACCACCGACAAAUGCAACGUCGUUGGUCCCUCCGGCCGUCGACGAUGCACAGCUUCGUAGGUUGGUCAAGGCGUCGCUGCCAGCUUCGCUUCAUGAAAGACCUUUUGUGCGCACGUCGAUGUGUUGGUGCGCGGACACGACGAGCUCGGAUUUCGUCGUCGAUUUCAUCCCUGGCUACAGGAAUCUGAUCCUGGCGGGAGCGGAUAGCGGACACAUGUUCAAGUUUCUUCCGACUGCGGGUGAGUGGGUCAGUGAGUUGUUGCGAACUGGGUAUCAGAAAAACUCGAGGUGGAAGUGGAAGACGAGCGAAGCGGAGGGGGAGAAUGGGAGAGGGACUGUCGCCUGGAGAGGGGGAAAUGUUAGAGAUCUGAGAGAGCUUCAGAGUCAUGGGAAGUCUCGCGUUUCGAAGUUGUAA